UUAAUGCAUACUUAAUUAAAUGAUUUGAUGAUCAAGGUUUAAUUGAUGGAGCCAUCCCUAUUUUGAUUCUUCAUGCCCUUGCAACUUUAGAAAUCCUCUCCUGCCCUUCUUCAAUGGCAUCAGCGCCCUCGAAGCUCUACUCAGACGAUGUCAGCCUGGUCGUUGUCCUUCUCGAUGCCAAUCCUUUCUUUUGGGCCGCCGGAGCAGGCGGCGGAAACCACCCCGCCGCAACUCUUCCCUUCUCAAAAUUCCUGGACCAUGUAAUUCCGUUUUUGAAUUCUCUUCUCCUUAUGAAUCAGCUCAACCAAGUGGUUCUCAUCGCCACUGGCAUCAAUACGUGCGGCUACAUCUACGAUUCCGGCAACGGCGGCCCCGAGGGAAGCGACAAUGUGUCGGAGAUCUCAUCGGAGAUAUUACUGAGGUUGGAGGAGUUUGUCUGCAAAGACAGAAAGAUUGGGAAAGGCACUGAGAGGGCUAUGGGUGGCAGCGUGUCUUCCCUCCUCUCCGGGUCUCUUUCACUCGCUCUUUGCUACGUACAGAAGGUUUUUAGGUCUGGCGCAAUUCAUCCCCAGCCCAGAGCAUCUCCAGAUGGACCCGAGCAAUAUGUUGCAGUAAUGAAUGCAAUAUUCUCAGCACAACGUUCCAUGGUGCCUAUUGAUUCAUGUGUGGUCGGAGUGCAGCAUUCUGCAUUUCUGCAGCAAGCUUCAUAUAUUACUGGUGGAAUUUAUCUAAAGCCUCCACAACUAGAUGGUCUUUUUCAAUAUCUUGCAGCAGUAUUUGCAACUGACUUGCAAUCACGCAAUUUCCUGCAACUUCCAAAACCUGCUGGCGUGGAUUUUCGUGCCUCAUGCUUUUGUCACAAGAAGACCAUUGACAUGGGAUAUGUUUGCUCAGUCUGCUUGUCAAUAUUCUGUCAACAUCAGAGGAAGUGCUCAACCUGUGGGUCUGAAUUCAAUCAGGCUCCUCGAGAGCCUAACUCAGCUUCAGAUACAAUAAGGAAGGCUUAAGAAUAAGACCAGAAGCCCAAAUUCUUUCUGAUAGAGUAGAUUUUGAAGUUUUGUGGGUUAUAUGGGUUCUGCGUUGCUCUUUUGUUAGGUGGAGUUAUAAGUAACUGAUGCAAGUGAUGAUGCUCUCUGCUUUGUUUAGGUUGUAGUUUAUGAUUUCUUCGUAUUUUGCUGGGGCUGUGAAUAAAGCUAUUUUAUGCUUUUUAUUGAGGUUGAACAUAACUCAAAAUUUAUAAUCUUGUUUUUUUUUUUUUAUAAAAAUUUAUUAUUGAAAUUGAAUUAUGAUCUAA
Molecule: messenger RNA, 1294 nt
Organism: Dendrobium catenatum
Lineage: Eukaryota; Viridiplantae; Streptophyta; Magnoliopsida; Asparagales; Orchidaceae
Product: general transcription and DNA repair factor IIH subunit TFB4
Exons: 11
Coding region: 114-1007 (297 amino acids)
Biological process (GO): regulation of DNA-templated transcription; nucleotide-excision repair
Cellular component (GO): transcription factor TFIIH core complex; transcription factor TFIIH holo complex
Source: RefSeq, a predicted model, not a curated record